UCGGAUCUUGCAAAGCCUACAGCGAAAGCGCAAGUCGAAAACGACGACAGCACAACGAGUUAGUCAAUGCGUAGUAAUAUCGUAUACUCUAGCAAAACAGUUGCAUCCGUUGUAUAGAGCCCACCGCCCACAAGCUUUAGCAGUGAGUGUAUGCAACAGAUUUGGUCGACGGCAGCAUCGACAACCGCCGAAAAGUGACAGCCAGUGAGACAAGGACGACCCAGAGCGCUCUGGCAAACGCCCUCGACGGUGCAUGUGUAUGGGAAACAGCGCGUGUGACGGACGCUUCGACGGACGAAUAAAUUUUUGCUAACAGUUGCAUGGAGUCAUCGCCGAUGUGACACGUACCGGUGAACAGGUGGUGAAGCUGCAAGACACCUAUUAGUUGUUAUUAGCAUUAUUGUCAGUGUAGUUAUAGUAUUAGUGAAAAAAGAUUCAUCGGUGAAAUAUCAGUGGACAAAACAAAGUACGAAUAGUGCUACAAAGAUAGUGAUCGGUGAGGUUCUGUGUGUUGGGGGGGGGUCAAGAGGACAGACAAUCCAGCAAGCUGAGACAGGUACGUAAUAGCACUAUGGAAUGUAACCUGUAACACAUGUCAGUGUGGGUGGGUGUGUGUGUGUGUGUGGUAAAGGGCAAACCAGGAAAUACAAGUGUCAACACUCCCUUGUGAUAACCUAACUGUACGAUGUAAACUAACAAUGAACAAAACCCAACGGCACCGUAAAGAGACACGGCACCCGAAAGCAGAGACCCUUCGUGAGACGCAUACAGGCAUAGUUAUUUUCGCAUUUAUGUGCUAUAGGCAUAUAUUUUAAGGUCGUAUUGAUAUAUUGCUACUGACGACCCUCUCCGACCCCCCGAACGUGACUCCCCCUAAUUUAUGCAGGAGUUGUGCACUUGCAAAUGUUGUUUUGAAUAUUUCUUGUUUUCAAUUAUGAAUACUGGUUAAAAAUACAGUCAGCAUUUCUCUCCUACUGAUGGUACCCGCUCUCCAUAACCAGAUCAUUAAUAACGAUGAACUCAGUCAGCGUUAUACAAAAGAUUUGCUCACUUGUUAGUAUCUAGCUGAUAGUACCUGUGUUAGUAUCCACAUCAGCUCCCUCCGAGUAUCAAAUCUAAUGUCUAACGCACCAAGCUUGAUGGCCGGGGGAGUCAAGAUAGUUGCUCCGGGGCCCUCCUCCGAGCAUUAUGCAGACCCGGCCCCUUGGCAAUAUCCGCGCGGAGGACGGGCCACCACCGUAUGGCCGUCCGCGUUUGCCCCCGCGGGUGUGUUUUGCUCAACAUCUGAAAUCCAGCGGACGUCCACUCCGACCGGUAACAUCCGAAACCAUCACAAAACCGACGGCCAAAAAUCGCACGGCAGCUGGCGCAUCAAGAGAACAUUGAUACUACUUUGUCUUGAGAAUACGGUACGUCAUCGCAGGAUAAAGCACAGGAUAUACUGAUAUCUGAACUAUUCCCGUGAAAAUAAAGAAAGACAGCAAAUUCCUUAAGACCAACGAUUGCAUCGCGAGCGCAUUUUGCUCGAAAGCAAUUUUGCAAGGACAAGUCGAAAAUGAAUUGGACCACUUCAGUAGAUUCACGAUUUUUUCUACGAGACUACAUGUUACUGCGGCUGCAGUGCACCAAGAAGAAGUCCUUAAUAUGUACUUUCUGUGGGUAAGAGCUUCAGUGGUAACAGUUGCCGGCCUUGACAAGGUUAUGCAGGCAGGUAUAGCAGGGAAAUCCUUGUCUAUAUGAUUUUUGGACAGAUAACUGCUCGUGAAGUGCUGCUCCAAAUCAAUGCGAGCGAAUAGACUCCGAAACCGUCUUGAACGGUAUCGGCCAGUGUACCAGCAAUCCAAUAUACCCGUACUGCUACCACCGACGUAAGCUUGCGGAGGUGAACACCUGACAGGCUCGAGCCCGAAGUGGGCGUGAGUGCAUGACGAGCACCAUCAAAGGGCAUCGAGUAAAGCGAAUUUGCCCAGGGAGAAGGCUGUCUCACGCCGUGGUCGUUCACGAUGCAUCUGAGCGCUCGUGCUUCGUCUAUGGACAGCACGUGAGAAAAAAUGUUCUUCUUUUUCCGGCAAGGCGAUCUCGAAGCCAGCCAGCGGCGUUGUUGUCAACUUAAUCCCUGUCUGUCUUGACACAGUCUAACAUUUGUUCAACCAAGAACGAUUCUUUACUCUACAAAGAAAAAGGAGCUACACGAACCGCAUGCAGCUGCUACGCGAAAAAAGGUGCUGUUUAUCUUAUGCGCUCCAUCUGAGGUACCCUGAGGAAGCUGUCGAUAAUGACACAUCCGAUGAGUUGGAGGCGAGAACCUCGCGAGCUCAGUGGUGAGAUUCGCGAUGGCUAGCACAGUUCCAGAUGAAAGAGGCCGCAGGUAGACCCAAGAUACCGGGACGAGGAGGCACCUGAGCGAUGAGCGGCAAGCUUGAGGACAGCGUGGUGAGGAAGCACGCUCACCAGAGCAGUGGAUCAAAUAAUAAUAAUAAUCAAGUUAAGAAGUGCAUAUCAACGCCAAACUGCACUUCCAAACCGCCUGGUUCGACUCCGUUGUCGGGCAGGUACCAACAGCAGCAGCAGCAGCAACAACAAAAACAGUUGCAGCAAAUCACCGUGCCACCACCGACGAAACGGAAGCGCUCUGAGGAACGGGGCUUGACGCUCGUUGACGACGGCAAAGAGCGGGGAGACGUCUGCGCUAUUUCGGCUGCCAAGAAGCCGCGAGACGAGGAAGAUCCUACGACCAAAAAACUUCAGGAGACCGAGGAAGCGCUGCGCUCUCUUUCGGGCGCUGGACUCCUUUUGCAAAGCGGUCGAGACGACCCUGCUGAUACACCAUUUGUAAAUCUCUUUGAGAAGGAGGCGCAGGCUGAGAAGCCGCCCUCCGCCGUCGCAAGUGCCUGGAAAGACGUUGUGAGCGUAUCAUCUUGUUCCUCGAACGGGUCGGCGCCUUCCCCUGCGCUCAAUAUUGUCACUUCCCCUAGAGUUGACCUGAGCUGCGUGAAACAGGAACCGCCCUCAACGCCUCAAGCUACCGCGGCAUCCCCUGAAGAAAAUAAAAUCGAGGAACCUUUGGCUGUCGCUCUAAAGACUAGUGAAAGCCCUGAGGCGACCUCAAGUCCCCCAGCUACAACUAACGUUGGUAAUAAUAGUGUAACAAAUAACAGCAGCGGCCACAGCAACAGCAGCAACAACAACAGCAGCAGCAGCAACAACAGCAACAACAAUAGCAGCAACCAAAAUAUCAAUAAUAGUAGCUGCACAGUAAAAGUUAAGAGCGAGCCUCAUUGUACCUCCACGACCGAUAGUCCCGCAGCUCCCACCCAAAGCUCAAACCCCUCAACUUGUGCAACAACAACAACAACACACGCCCCGAACAACUCAAGUGGCAGUCCAGGUAAAACGCCCUCGGCGACCGCUUCAGCACCUUCCAGACUGCAGACUGCGCUAGCAGCUGCCAGUGUAAAUAUUCCUUCGAAAGCAGCAGCAGCAGCAGCAGCAGCAGCAGUAGCAGGCAUCGUUCAGCAACAACAACAGCAGCAGCAGCAGCAGCAGAAAUCAACAUCUCCCUCAGCAAACGUAACCGCAACAGGAGCAAUUGUCCCAACUGCUGGAGCCCCUGUGGCCACGACGCCCAAUGUCGGGUGUAAUUCUGUAUCAGCGGUAACACCUAUUAUCAAACGCUUCAAACAAGAACUUCCAGACGACGAUGAUGAUGACGAUCUAAACAAUUUUUCCGUUGCCCAAACUUCAUACUUGAACCAGUAUACGAGUAACAGCAGCUAUCGAUCAUUGUACAACGGGUGUUCGCCCGUUUCGCAAUCGGGUCCCCUACCAAGCUUACAUCAAUUACAACCGAGCCUUGCGCCUCUGGCGUCCUCUGCACUGUAUAGUAGUCCAUCGCUGUACCACACCAUGUCACAAAGUCCAUCACUGCCACCAGUCACUCCGGGAGUGACGACGCUACAACCUGUCAAAAUCGAGGAUGCAGGCGAUAAUUCGUGCUGUAGCACGGGUUCGGAAACCUCACGCAUGGCUACAGAGUCACCGAAGUUAGCUGACCCCAACCCGAUGAGGUUUCCGUCGCAUUCUUCCAGAUGCGGUGCGGAAUACACGUCGCUGGGCCAUAUGUCAGGUCCGGGCUUCAGCCCUACUAGCCAGACGCUAGGGGCAAUGACGUACCAACAGCUUACUACUAUGCCUCAGCAUGCCUCUGGCUCCGCCUCCGACCAUCCGGCGUAUACGGAUCUUAACAAAUCUAGUGAAUCUAUCAAGAAUCUCUACCCGGGAGAAGGAGGUGGGGGUCCCGACGACGAGCCAGGAUUGGUGAUCGACGAGGGCGGAAUGAGGCACCGAGGUCAGCAGGGCCCUGUUGGCUCUGCUAGCCCACCGGGAGGGCCAAACCAGGGUCCUAGCCAGGGUCCUGGGGUUCUCACCGCCCCCGGCGGCCAAGUCGGUUCGCCGUUACACUCUACACAUUCAUCGCAUUCGUCGUUGUCGACGGCCUCGCAGCCUCCAUUGGGACUCGGUGGGCCGCCCCCGGGCGCGCUUGACGAUGAGCUCGUCUCGGGUGGGACGUGCACGCCCGAGUCGCCCAGUCGGCGGACUCCCGACGGAACCAUGAAGGAUAGCAAGUGCCCCACUCCGGGCUGCAACGGGACUGGCCAUGUCACGGGCUUAUACUCGCAUCAUAGGAGCCUAUCUGGAUGUCCGCGCAAGGAUAAGAUAACUCCUGAAAUUCUGGCUCAACAUGAGACGAUUCUCAAGUGCCCCACGCCGGGUUGUAAUGGCCGCGGGCACGUGAACAGCAACAGGAACUCGCACCGAAGUUUGUCGGGUUGUCCAAUAGCGGCUAUGGAGAAGCUGGCUCAGAGGGAACUGAAGGGCGCGCAGGCCAAACAGGCCCACCAGGCCCAGCAGGUGGUCCAGCAGCAACAACAGCAACAACAACAGCAGCUCGCGCUGGGAUCCACCGGACCUAGUGCUACUGCCUCCGCCCCACAACAAGCUCAGUCCGCUCAGCUGCCUUCUACUGCGCAAUCGGACCGAGUACUGCGUCCCAUGUGUUUUGUCAAGCAACUAGACGUCGGUGAUUAUAAGUAUCCUGGCUACGUGGCACAGGCGACUCCGCGAACACAGCUGGCGAAGGAAUUGGAGAAGUACUCGCGACCUCACGAUUACAUAGUGCCCCCGGUGGGUGUCAUGGGCGUGGGCGGAGUUGGAGGUAUGGGCGUAGGGGUGGGGGGAGGCGUUGGUGGAGUAAGCGGGUACUACCCCGCUCCCCCGCAUCGUGCAGCCCCGCACGCCUCUUCCGGCAUCCACUGCAAGAGCCAGGCCACCUCUCCCAAUUCGUCCCCUCCGAACUCCCCCAGCUGUCUGCCAAGAGGAUCCAAGCCAUUCGGCAGCGGGUGCUCCGAGCAGACUGAGCCGGUCGAUUUCAGCACGGCGCCCUCAGGCCACCACCGUGAGUUUGCUGGUUACGCUUACGACACCAGCAACUCCAGCGAUCACUUUAUGAGCACGAUCGAGCACGACAGAUCGGCCACGGCAGUCGCUGUGCCAGGAGCCUCACCAGCGAUCCUCUCAAAUCUGAACCAGACUCAGGGGGGAUCUCACGAGCUCAAAUGUCCCACGCCUGGCUGCGAUGGGACUGGCCACAUCACCGGUAACUACUCGACGCAUCGCAGCCUUUCAGGCUGCCCGCGCGCCGGACCAGGCCACGCCAGGAGCUUAUACAGAGCUUCAUCGUCUUCGUUUGCUGACAAAACGGAUGCCGGGGGAGCUGAACCCCUUCGAUGUCCAGUGCCUGGAUGCGAUGGAUCCGGUCACGUGACGGGAAAAUUUCAGUCGCACCGGAGUGCUUCCGGCUGUCCUAUCGCCAAUAAAAACAAGAUUAAACAUGAGUUCGCGUCAGGUGAAUUUGCGGCUUCCGGCAAGCUGGAGCCGAGCUGUCUGACGCCAGGAUGCGAUGGCAGCGGGCACGCAAAUGGUACCUUUCUAUCUCACAGGAGCCUGUCGGGAUGUCCACGCGCAACGCGCCCGCCACCCAAGGAGGCCGACGAUGGAUCGGGAUCCACCUCUACCCAGGACAAUAACGAGGUCCGUGCACUCGAAGAUGAAAUCAUCGAGUUGCAGGAAUACAACGCCAAGAUGGAAUCGGAAAUGCACCGGCUGCGCACUGGCAUCGCGCAGAUGGAGGCACAAACACGGAUGGCUGAAAGCGACAACACCGCCCUCGAAGAAAAGACCCAUAGUUUGCAUGAGUAUUACGAGUCGUUGAAGUCGAACUUUAUCCACCUGCUAGACCGUACUGGAACUACAUACGGUGAUGAAAAGCCCACGCCAGAGAAUUUUGACUCGUACCUCAGUCGACUACAGUCGCUUUGCAUGGACCCCUCGAAAGAGGACGGCAGUAGAUUGCUGUUUUCUACCGUACGUCAAGCAUUACAGGACUUUAACAUGCCCAUCGACCAUCCCAACGGCUGGGUACGAUCAUAAGCCGCUUAGGGGACCUCAUAAGACUGAAGCAAGCGAAUAACAACGGACCGAAGCUGCUGAUCAACCAUGAACCAUUCUAUACGUGUAGUCUCUGUUGAAAAUCCGAGAUCUUCAAACAGGUCCUUCAGCAACGUAUUUUUAAAGACUUCCACAUCGAUCCUCGGAUUCGAAGGCUCACAGGUCGUCGAAAUCUAUCAUGAAAAAUCGUCAACACCGUGGACUAACGUCAAGUGUUUAGAGUCAUCAAAACGUUUGAACAUCAAAUAUGUGCUAGAAAACGUUUCACAGUGAAGAGAAAACACCAACAAGUUCUGUUAUAUCGUCUUGCCGAUUAGACUAAGACCUAUAUACGAACUCGAUUACGGGAAAUACUGCAAUUUUCCCUUCCUCCCUACAAGGGGGAAACAGGCAGUUGCAUAUAGCUCCGACUAAUUCUUAGUAAUGGCUGAUACUACUUAUCAACUGGAGUAACAGGGUGAAAAAUCGUUGUUUAAACCACAUGAACCAAAAAGAAGAAGCCGAUUCAAGUGAAACUUAAUUGAGAUAAAUCACGAAAACGAGAUUAUCAUUGAAGAGAUAAAAUGGAAUAAGUGAUGAUGGCAGACUUCAAAAAAUCGUAAACGAGAGCUUGGUGAUAAUAGUAAAACGACAUAACUGCUGCACGAAACCUUCUGCUGGACUGCUUGCACUAUCGAAAAUCAGGAACACUUGUUCCUCAGCUUCGCUGUAGUUUCCGCUAAAGCUAAAUCUCACAGAUCUCCUUAAACAGCCCCCUCCGAUAAAUCUGAUAGCCUAUGUACUUCACCAAGUCCUUUUCCUUAAAGCUAGUGCAAGCUGGAUAUUGCUGCAUGGUCCCUCAGGCCAACAGGGAGGCGGCAAGCGUUGGCAAAUCUGGACUGUCCCCGCCGCGUUAUCGGCAAAAAGCAAGCAAGCUGAGAUAUAUAUAUAUAUAUAUAUAUAUAUAUAUAUAUAUAUAUAUAUAUAUGCAAGAUAAAACAUGUUAAAAUAUCAGCAACCAUCAACAGCGAGGCUAAGAGCUAAAAUAUAUAAGGAGACAAUGAUAAAAUGAAAACAUAAAAUUCACAUCCCGGCACCCAGUGCGCGAAUCCCUACGGUGAAGCGAAGCAUGAAAAUGUCAGGAAACAUAUUGAACACCCUUUUAGCAAUUAUAACUAUUAGAUACUGUAGCUGCUGCAGUACCACCUCUAACAUGAUCACACUAUUACAAGUACUAUUACUACCACUAUAACGACUCUAUGUAGAGAAAUACGUAAUAAUAUUACAUUAUGAUAUGAUGAAGACACUGAAGAAUUAUGGCAAGAGUAUAGUGAAGCUGUUUGUCAACGCUGCUGAUACUCACCCAUUUAUCAUGCAGAUCAUAAUUAUAAUAAAAGUUAUUAUUAUUAUGAUCCAUGAAUAUGAAGACAGCGAAUUAUAUAUAUAUAUAUACAUGGAACGAGAAGAAAUUCUGGAUUCGCGGACUUGUUUGUAAAAAGUCACUGUACAUGAACUGUAGGAUGAACGAAUGAACUUGGAAAGACUCAAUUAAACAAGUUAACGAUGUGGGUAAAUGGGAAAAGAUCUGCGGCUGAAACAAGGCGGACAGGCGUUUUCCUUGACGGAAACCAACUGUCUUACCAUACGCAGUAAGUUUUUGGGCCUCAGGCUUGAAAAGGACGAAAAGUUACUUAGCUUUUAUCGAGCUAUAAAGCAACAACGUCGACUCUUAGGUGCAAUGCCGGAGCGCAGCUUGGAGUUCGAACGUUCUUCUCUCUGACAACUUGAUAUAGAAAUCCCCACCUAUAUAAUUGAUAUAAAAAGGAACAAGUACACGCAGACACUACUCCAUUUAGAAAACACGAUUUUCAGUUGGGCCUUCGGGGUCAAGUUGAAGUUGAAGCCAGCGUAUGUGUGAACUUACGACUGAGUGAAACUAUGUCGACGAUAGACGAGAAGCAAACCGAAGGGAAAAAGCCGAUAAAAGAAAGAGAACAACAGCUACAGAUAUCUGCAUCGCCGCUAUGUAAUGUAUUAUUUUAUCCCAUGUGAUAUUAUAUUUUCGUUAAUAUUAUUAUAAUAAUAAUACUUAUACUAAUA
Molecule: messenger RNA, 8586 nt
Organism: Varroa destructor (honeybee mite)
Lineage: Eukaryota; Metazoa; Arthropoda; Arachnida; Mesostigmata; Varroidae
Biological process (GO): regulation of transcription by RNA polymerase II
Cellular component (GO): nucleus
Molecular function (GO): zinc ion binding; RNA polymerase II cis-regulatory region sequence-specific DNA binding; DNA-binding transcription factor activity, RNA polymerase II-specific
Source: RefSeq, a predicted model, not a curated record